GAUCUCCCAACUUAUCUCUAUUUGAAACAGGAUUGUAAUUUCUCUGGUGCAACGUAUUCAAACCUGUUACGGAAGGGAAUGGAUUAAUUGCAUUGCAUGUUUAUCCAAUGUUUAGACAAACUGUCUAUUUAAUACCAGACUCUCUUGUAGGGUAUUUCUUGGAGUAAAACAUAACCUCAAGAAAGAAUGGUGAAUGACUUGAAGUACAAAUGCUCAUUCUCCACUUGGUAUCCUCAAUUUGUUAAGAACUCCUUGGAAGCUGUUGUUCUUCCUAUUCCAGAGGAUGUAUCGAAAUACUUGGAAGAAGAUGCAUUUUUGUUACCAGUCGAGGCAACGUCUAAUGUCUCUGGUGUUUCAGAAUGGGCCGAUGGUUCCCCUGUCGAGGGAGACUCAUCGGAGGAUUCAGAAUGUCAGCCAACAUUCCCUACAUUCAGUAGAAAAAUACAGGAUGUAAUCAAUGAUUUCGGUGCUGUUUUUGUAAAGUCAAAUUGGCGAACACCAUCUGAUGCAAUGUGGGUUGCUCCAACAAAAACCCUAAAAUGCGAAACAUUGGAAGAAGUAUAUUUGCUUUUAAAAAGCUCUGAUCGAAUUUCUGAAGAUCUAGAUGUACUAAAAAAUUGUACGGACAAUAAACAAUCUCUUCAAACAUGUUUAGUCUUGAAGAGGUGGCGCGACAUUAAUCCUUCUACGGAAUUUCGCUGUUUCGUUGUGAAAAAUGAACUUAUUGGAAUAUGCCAAAGAGAUGUAUCACAGUAUUAUAAACACAUGGAAUUAGAAAAGUAUGAUAUUCAAAGAGACAUUAACACUUUGUUUUUGGAACAUGUUAAGGAUAGAUUUGGUUUAACAAAUUAUUCUUUCGAUGUGAUUCGUUACAAGAAAGAUAAAGUGAAAAUAGUGGAUUUUGGACCACUAGAUGAAUCUGUCACAAAAGGUACGCUAUUUACCUAUGAGGAGCUCAAAGCGCAUUCAUGUGAUGCACCAGAAUUUAGGUUCAUUGCUGAAGACAUGGGAAUUCAACCAAAUAAUACCCGUCAUUACUGUGUACCACAAGAAAUUAACGAGUUUUUUCGUUCAGCCAGUGAAAUGUCUAUGAUGGAUAUGAUUCGCAAUGAAGUAGAAAAUCAAGAUCAAGAAUGUCAAGAGGCGUCCGAAACAUAAAAGUUUGUGAAUACAAAAGAUUCCUGUGUUUCUAUCUUCAGUUUCAAUUUAUAGUACCAUGACGUACAAUUGCAUUGUAUUCGUAAGAGUACUAAAAAUUUGCAGGUAAUACUUUUUCCGUUUAGUAGAAAUAUUCGCAAUUUCGUUCAAGUCAAAAGGAUCGGAUAUGAAAACUGGAGGUAAAGCAUUGAUAUGAAAGUUGUUUUAAUCAAAUAAAAUUAUGACAUCGAUA
Messenger RNA from Orussus abietinus, 1390 nucleotides. Its product is annotated as cell division cycle protein 123 homolog. Gene Ontology annotation, cellular component: cytoplasm. The transcript is spliced from 6 exons. The record is from RefSeq and is a predicted model, not a curated record. Lineage: Eukaryota; Metazoa; Arthropoda; Insecta; Hymenoptera; Orussidae. Bases 187 to 1158 code for a protein of 323 amino acids.